This is a messenger RNA of Procambarus clarkii (red swamp crayfish), 5767 nucleotides long. Its product is annotated as carboxy-terminal domain RNA polymerase II polypeptide A small phosphatase 1. NCBI's taxonomy places the organism in Eukaryota, Metazoa, Arthropoda, Malacostraca, Decapoda, Cambaridae. The record is from RefSeq and is a predicted model, not a curated record. Gene Ontology annotation, molecular function: RNA polymerase II CTD heptapeptide repeat phosphatase activity.
ACGUGCGACUCACAAGUUGAGCUGCCAUUUUGGUUUUGGUGGGGUGGUACUCAGUUCUACACAAAUUUAAAUAUUUUCGAUGAACUCGGAACUCUACUCAUCCCGUUAAUCUUAAGCAAAUGAUUCAAUGGAUGCCUCAUCGAUUAUUACGCAAGUGUCUCGCGAUGAGGAACAGCUGAACUCCUUCCCGCCGCCGGACAGAGGGAACCAGAAUGGUAAAAAGCCCAAAAGAAGUAUCCUCCGCACACUAUUUUGCUGUUGUGUGUCUGGAGAAAAUGAUUCGGGUGGUUCAGCCAACGGAGUGUGUGUGUCUGAGGAUGUCUCUCCCUAUACUCAUUUGCCACAGCCCCCGGGGCCACAGAGACACCUCCUGCCAUCCGUCAGUCACCGAGAUAUGCACAAGAAAUGCAUGGUUAUUGACCUUGACGAGACGCUUGUUCACUCAUCGUUCAAGCCAAUUAGUAACGCCGACUUCAUAGUUCCUGUCGAAAUAGAUGGAACCAUCCACCAAGUUUAUGUAUUAAAACGACCCUUUGUGGAUGAUUUUUUACAAAAGAUGGGUGAACUAUACGAAUGUGUACUCUUCACAGCCAGUCUAGCCAAGUAUGCUGAUCCAGUAGCAAAUCUUCUCGACAAAUGGGGAGUGUUCCGGGCACGGCUAUUCCGGGAAUCUUGCGUCUUCCAUCGAGGCAAUUAUGUCAAGGAUUUAAGUCGCUUAGGCCGUGAUCUUCAUAAAGUCGUAAUAAUGGAUAAUUCACCCGCAUCAUACAUCUUCCAUCCUGACAACGCUGUUCCUGUAUCAUCUUGGUUUGAUGACAUGAGUGACUCGGAACUCAUGGACCUCGUUCCCUUUCUGGAAACGUUGAGUAAGGUGGACAAUGUGUACAGUGUUCUUCGGAACUGCAACAAUCCACUAAAUUCACAGACUCCUCCUCAGCAGCAACAAGGAAGCCAAGUUCUUCCACAAAUAACCCAGGGACCUAUGACGCAAGUCCAGCCAUCACCUCCACCACUCAUUUCACAGCAGCAGCCUCAAGAACAACAGCAGCAGUCGUACCAGAAGGAUUAUGAGGAGACCAAGGAUGGUCCAUCAUGAGGGAGGAGAAUGACCACUAGGCAGGGUAUGGUGAAGGAAACCCACACACUAGUAAAGUGAGUUCUCUCUACACUCCUGCCGGCCCCCUACCCACCCGACUCCCUCAGCCACCGCUGCAACCACGGCCCACUUAUUCGUUUCCUCUGCCCUCCACACCUGGCCUCCUCCAGCUGGCCAGGGUACUUGGGGCUCGGGCACUCCACAGCACACUGGUUGCCGGGACUGAAUCCAACUGACUGCUGCUACUAUAUUGCAGUCACCAUCCCAAGUUAUUGGGUGGACUGAUAGGCAGUAAGAAGAGCCUGGUAGGUCUGGAACCAGUCGGGGAUGCAAGCGGAACUAUGAGGACUGGAGUCCCUAGUAGGGUGACUGUGUCACUGUUAUGGGUUCAAUUAGCGAAUAGGUGACAGCCAGUGGUACAGACAAUCUCUGUCCUACAUCUGAGCACACCUAUCCUCACCAGCCCUCGUAUUGUAUUGGAUGUGAGUAUUUGAUGCUGCCAGUAUGUGAGUGAAGAUUUUUUUUUGUGUUAACGAUGCUGUGCAAUGUGCUCAGCAGGAGUUUAUCAGACAAGUGCCAAGAUGAGACUCCCACUCAGUGUCAUCAUAUCAUGGAAUGCUGUAUAUUAUAGCAAUCAUACUUUAAACUGUAUGAUGUUAUGCAGCUGCUAAUUUUAACGAUUUUUACCUAAGACUUAGAGGCAUAGUUUGUGUGCUUUACUAUUUUCUGAACAAAAAGAUUUUGUGUGCCAAUGCCGAGUUCUCCCAUGUUUUUAUUUCCAGUCACCAUUAUCGACGGUGGACAUUCUGCUGUCGUUGUUUUGAUAUUCAUCCUAGCUUUCUAGGAUUCCCCAGUAAUGCCUAACCUCCAUCCUUGCUUAGUUUGUCUGUUAUUGUGUUAGAGUAGCUGUCACACCGUUGAUGCUGGGUUACGUAGGGUGAUUGGGGCUACUAAUUGUUUUGAAGCGGGAAUGGGCGGGUAGCCUAAUGGUUGGUUGGCUGGCUAAUGCAAAUGCACCACCAUAAAAUAGGCAGUAUCACUGCAAAUCCUAAAUAAAAGGUGUUUAAGGCAGCAGGUCACGUGCACGUCAGCUUCCAAAACAGACGUCCAAUAGCUAACAUGGCCUUUUUCCUCAAGUGAGUGUCUCCUCCCGUUGUCCAUAAUCUUGUUAUAUAGGUAUAGCCAAGAAAUAUAUAUACAGUAUAUAUAUAUAUUAAUCUUAUAUCUUUUAUUUUAUUUUUAUUAAUUUUAUUAUAUAUAUAAAAAUGAGAACUAUCAUGGUGGGCUAUUAAAUUUUCCAUAACUAAUGGAGAUGUUCAAAAACUUUUACUUAUCUAAUAAAGUUAUAGCCCUGUUGCACAUUAUCUCUACAGACUGUAGUGUAGAUGGUAGUGUUGCUAGAUUUUGUAAGUGGGAGAGAUGCAUUGGUGCUGUAAAUGUAACUGUUCUCUGUGAUAAUGGGCAAAACCUGGAACAAAGUUGAAUGGGAGGAGAGAACACGGCUGAAGAUUUGGAUCAUUCUGGGACCCCCUGGGCCUAGGGGAUGGAAGGAGACUCCAUGAGCAUUCUGCAUACAAAACAUAAUGUUGGUCUGUAAUAUGGGGAAUUAAUCUCAAUGCCCAGUCAUGAUGUUUUAUAUGAAAGAAGGAUCUUUAUAAAAAAGUUUUUAAAUUCAGUAAUAAUGUGAAUGUUGCGGGUCAUAACCUUUCAUUCCCUCCACCAAUAGUUGCGUGACUGGUUUUGCUGUCCCGGUGAACAACAGCCUUAGGAGAGUGCAAGGCAAUGCUGCCUGUAACUUUUUCUAACCCUGGCUGAUGUGUCUCGUCUGCAACUUUCGUAAAGCCCAUGUGGGAUGGACCACUGGUAUAUUUUCCAGCUAAGUCGAUUAAAAUGAGUUUGAUCGCAACUGUGAAUGAGGGCAAAUGACAAAGUCCGAAAAAACUCAACUCUGUUCCUCCAAUCUCGCUUCUUUCAUGACCCAUCACGACAAGCGUCGUGAUCUGCUGACCUUGUGUAACUGUCCUGCCUGCCCGAACCCAGAUAUUACAAGAUAACAUUCUCUCCAAACCAACAGCCCUAAACCCAUGGUCAACACCUACCCCUAACACUGCUUAAAUUUUUGUUUAAUUAUUAAUUAUAUUAAAUUUCCUGUUAACCAUUAGACAGUUCAGAAUUUUUAUGACAAUUUUGCCUCUAUUCUUUGAGCAAUGAUCGUCGAGUUUGUAUUUUAUGUAAAUCAAUGAUAUUUAGUGUUUGUUAAGUUUUGAGUGCACUUACAAAAUUUAGUGGUGAUCAUACAUUUCUCCUUAAAUCUUGACUUGAUUUAUGUAAAUGAUUGGUAAAUGUGUAAAAUGAUUAAAAGAUUUCUAGUCCUGAUGAAUAUGUUUGUCAGGUGCCGCAUGCGGUAGGUGUUCCCCCUUGUUGGUUUGGGCCGGUGGGAGGAGGGAGUGGUACGCAUUGUUGUUGAACGACGCUCUUGUGUACAUAGACUCCAGUACAGUACUCAGUUGCAGGCCUUAGUGUGUACAGUAUCUGGCUGAGGUGUCUGCAGCAUAACUUGUAGGAACUCUUUUUCUCAAUAUGUACAGUACAGUGGCCUUAUUAUUGUUAAUGUUUAAACACUAUGUUUUUUACUGAAAUGGAUUCUGUAGAGAUUAGAUUAUAUAUGAAUGAUAAUAAUAUCUUUAAUAAUAUCUGUGCAAGAUAGUGGAAGCGAAUGCUUCUCCGAGUAGCUCCUUUUUAUGGCAGGUGAAAUUGCAGUAUGUAUUUUUUAUUUGUUUGCUGUUGUAAAGGAGCCUUUAAUAUUAAAUGUUACAAAGCAUUUAUUGAGGAUUUAAGAGUUUGUAUUUGAAGUUUGGUUGGACAAUCAAAAUGUUUAAUGUUGAUUGCAGAGUUUAAAGUGAUAAAAAAAGAUUUACUGCAAAAUGAGACGGUGAAAUUAAUAUUCGAGUUCUGGAACAGGGGCAACGGGGCAGUGAUGCUUUGUGAUGCUUCAAGUGUUGUGUUUUCUGGUAUAGAAGAACAGUCCUUGAACUGUCACGCAGGUGUGAGGCACCCAUCGUCACAUUGGUGGAUGUAGUCUGCAGAAUGUAGGAUUUUUUCCUAGAAGUGAUAUAGAAUGUGUAAACUAAUUUUAUUACAUUGUUCAGUAGCUUUUAUGAAGUAAUACUGUCCUCUUCAGCAUCUGCAUGUGCCACUACAAUUAAAAAAAAGAAUAAUUUUUUAUGUAGUGUGUGUAAUCAGUGUAAAUUAGGCAUGAGUUUUAAUGUGACAAGCCCCGAGGAAAAUGCACUGGCAACAUACUUAUGAUGUUAAAAUGUUGUAUAUCUGUGAGUUACCCGAGUUGUUUGAGUGUGAGUGAUUGCUACAAUUUUAUAAUGAGAAUUUGUUAAUGUGGCAGUAGUGACAAUGUCUUCCCAAGUCCAUAAUGUGUUUUAAAUGCCCUUGUUUCACAACUCGAUAUUGUCAAGCUCAAGCCUCGACGCAGUCACCCGGGAUCAAAAUUAAUCGCAGGGUGUUUCCCCUUGUUUCUUGCCUUAUUGUAACAAAUAACAGCAACAUUGUCAUGUAGAAAGUACUUUGGUCACAAGAUGUUUUAUACCGAUAAAUUCUACGACAGUUCACUGUACAAAGUGAUUUUUAAAAAUUUAAUAUUUCAUCUUCAGACACAAGUUUACAUGUAAAGCAAAUAAACUUGUUUAAUAUUACUUAUUUAUCCAUACAACCCAAACUAAGCAUAUGAUGUGUGGUCUCUUGUGUUCCACAAGAAGCAGGAAACCCUUGUGAAUGUAUAGGCAUUGGUGCAAGACUGAUUGCUUGCAGUAAAUUGUGCCAUGCAAAUUAUAUUAAUGGGGCUGAUUGAAACAGAAAUUACUGCAUCUUACUAUUGAUAGAAACGUUGAGAAAAGUAAAUAGAAAUUACUUACUAUUGAUAGAAAUGUUGAGAAAAGUACUCCACAGGUGGCCCUCACUCUGCAAAAGGGUGUUUACCUGUAUGGUGCCAAAUGUGAACUUGAGUGCAAGAUCUGUGCAUGUGAAGCAAUUUCAUGUACUACAUAUAAAUACCAGUAAUACACUGACUUGUGUUUUAUGGACAUUUGGAUUACAGUAUGUUUUUGAAUACCUGAUACCUCUCAAGUUUUCUGUAUUUCAUUAUAUACUCUUUUGGGGCUUGAAAGUAGCAGAAGGGUUCAGUAAUAAUGUUCAGGUUCAUGUUCAUUUUAUUGAAAGAUGUGUUAAAACUGGACUUUAGGAGAUCUCUGGAAUGUAACCCUAUGUUUUGAUUUAUCAUGUUCAUUUUGAUAUCCAUGAAUUGCCUCUGCAUGAGGUUUUUUCAGAAAAAUCCUUUGUGCAGAUUAAGGACCACCUAUACGUGACAGCCAUUUCGGUAAUUGUUUGCAGUUUUAAAUUGAAUACUCCUCGAGCCUAGAUGACAUUCAGUAUAUUUGUGCAAAGCAUGAUAUACACUAGAUGAAAAAAUAACAAUUAUUAUGUGUAUCCACCACAUGAUAGUAGAAUGAUAUAAAUGCAGAGCUAAAUGUCAACUUGUAUUAUUUUUGUGUGAAUGCUGUGGAGUAAAGAUCUAAGUAAUGUUACAAGGCUAUGACAAAACAUUUUUAACUACUGACUAAAAUAAAAAUAACAGGAUUAAAUUAUAUGCUUUUAAUAUUA